Messenger RNA from Rhizoctonia solani, 480 nucleotides. RefSeq lists its product as uncharacterized. The transcript has 5 exons. NCBI's taxonomy places the organism in Eukaryota, Fungi, Basidiomycota, Agaricomycetes, Cantharellales, Ceratobasidiaceae. The record is from RefSeq and is a predicted model, not a curated record. Bases 1 to 480 code for a protein of 159 amino acids.
AUGUUUGCUCGUGCUUUUACCUUGAUUGCUCUGCUCUCGGUUUUGGCCGUUGUUUUGGCAAACCCCGCCCAGAAACGCCAGAUUCCCGAUCUAUCGUCGAUUGUCUCUGAAGUGACGAGUGGCUUCAACAGUAUCACGAGCGCUGCUGGGAGUGUGGCGAGCGAAGCAACCAGUGUAGCGGGAAGCGCCUUUAGCGAGGUGACCAGCGGUGCGGCCAGUGUAUACACUCUAGUAACCUCGAACGCGGGUUCCGUCUAUACGCAAGUCUCGGCGCAAGGAACGUGGUACUCUGUUGCUACCAAUGCAGCCGGGGAAGCUUAUUCAGUUGCUCUGUCUGCAGCCGAGAGCGCGACUAGCCGUGCUCUUGAAACCAACGCUGCAACUCACGGAUUGCGCUCUGACUGGUUCUCUUUCCCUCUCCUUACUGCGCUCGUCGCUGUCACUGUGGGAGUUUUCGCGGGAGCAGCGACCGUGUUCUAG